CAUGUUCUGUUUCUCGUUCUUAUCAACUCUCUAAUCCUGAACGUUGCGUGGCUUGUAAAACUUGCGUGUAGCUUACAGCCUGGCAACUAAGGGCUCGGAGGAUUGCGACUGCGUAUCAAUCUACGAAGUUUUUGUCCGAUUACGAAACAAGUUUCGUACCUAGAAAUGCCGCCUGAGGAGACAACGCAGGAUGCAGCCGGGAAGGCAGCAGACCUAGGCGAGACAGGAGGCGACAGCUCCUUCAUUUCUUCUAGUUCUUUCCAAGGCGCUAAAGCUGGUUACGUAUUCAAGACCGAUGACCGUGGACUUGGCUACUACCUGGACGUGCCGCUGUCUGAGCGAUUGAAAGCGGCCCAAGAAGCCCAAAAGGCGAAGCCCACUGUGGUGAAGGCCAACAACUCUUUGCUGAAGUCCUUACAAAAGCGCGGAUCCGCGCUGCCAAUUCCAUCUGGCGUGCCCAAGAAAGCAAAAACAGACGACAACAAGGAGGCGCCUAAGUACCUAAAGGAGAUGGAGCGGUACAAACAAAUGUCCUGCGCCUCGGACACAAAGCACGACCGGCCGCUGGUGAAGUAGGGAAGUACUGACGGUGCGUAAGUUUGCGCCCCAGAACGAACGAGGUGCGGGUGAGGAACUGUUCUAGGGGGUAUGUGAACAAUCAAACGCAUGUGGGUGCGGCUAAAGGUGUGGCCGUCCCUGCAGGGGUAGCAUAUACCCCCGUCUUGUCCGUGGUGAAGACAUGGAGUGAUAUUGGAUGUGUAGAGUGCCCGCUGCAUGGAGGCAACUUAGCUACCUGCUGUACAGCAGGAGUACAGCUUUAGCGAGAGGGUGCGUGAGCACGUGUGGAAGAGCAGCGUCAGGUGAUGAUGGCGGUUUAGCGCUGGCUGCUUGAUGUGCUUGUUGUCAGUUACGGUAAGCAGGUAUGACGCUACGGCACCUGCGAGUGCUGCUGAUGUAACGAAUGGCGACACUUCUCCCGC
Messenger RNA from Astrephomene gubernaculifera, 980 nucleotides. Lineage: Eukaryota; Viridiplantae; Chlorophyta; Chlorophyceae; Chlamydomonadales; Astrephomenaceae. The record is from the annotation of a GenBank genome assembly.